Messenger RNA from Sinocyclocheilus rhinocerous, 1497 nucleotides. RefSeq lists its product as uncharacterized. Lineage: Eukaryota; Metazoa; Chordata; Actinopteri; Cypriniformes; Cyprinidae. Gene Ontology annotation, cellular component: membrane. The transcript has 8 exons. Gene Ontology annotation, biological process: cell adhesion. The record is from RefSeq and is a predicted model, not a curated record. Bases 36 to 962 code for a protein of 308 amino acids.
CAAACCUCACCCACUCUCACACACAGUCACACCACAUGCUGCAGCACCGUUCGCUCAGGAUGGCCACUCACAGAAAAUGCCACAAAGCGUCAAAUGUAGCUUUCUUAAUCUGUCUUUUUGCUGCCUUAUUUCAAGCUGUGAUUUGUGAUGAUGUGUAUGACGUUUCGGACAGAAUCAUCCGUGGGGAUGGUGACCCACUCCUUCCAACAGCAAAGGUGCACAGCAAAGAAGAUCCCCAGAUCCAGAUUUUAAUUUUACCCACCAUGUCACCUGAUUCAGAGACGCCACAAACUGAGACCACUGAGCCAACUCAACCUGACACAAAGACCCCAGAUCAGACUGACCCAAACCCACCUGAAAAAAACAGUGUCACUUCUAAGGUCAAUGUGGUCUGCGUGGAUAAGAUACCGGUGCGAUACAAAUAUGAUGUGCUGCUGAAACUAAAGGCCUCCUCCACAUGUGAAGAGACUAAACUCAGGAUACAGAGUGUUCUAGAACAUCUCUGCGGUGAAGACUGCAAACUUGAAAUAUAUCAGGAAGACAACACGGAUGAGAUCAUUGUUUAUGGAGACAGCAUUGAAGCUGAUCCUGAAGGAAUGGCUGGGAAGUUCAACAACGACAACAUCACCGAUAAGGUGGAAGUAGAGGAGGCGGUGUCCCGAAUGGGCCAGCACUCUAAAAUUGUCCUGAUCUCUCUUCUGAUAACGGGUUUGCUUCUUGCUGCUUUGCUAAUUGCUGGAUACCUUCUAAAGACAAAUCGAGGACAAUCGAAAGGGCUACGACUGGCUGAGGACUCCUUUCAAGUGGAUCAAGAGAACCAAGGCAACACACUGCUGUCUGUGGCUCCUCUGCCUCAACAGGAGCCUUUGGACAAGCCUAUCAUCAAUGGAGAGUCUCCAGAAUCUCCCCCCACCAAUGGACACUCCGCCACCCAAACACAAGUGGCCGAUACUCCGAUGUAAGCGACUUUCGGAGUCAACAUCAAUCCAUUGACCAACGUGAAGAGUGAACAAACAUCAUGGGUUAUCAUGCACAACUGCAUUAGGUGUGAUAAUAAAAACUGUAACGGAGAUGAUGUUGAGAAAAACAGUGAUGAAAGUACGAGAAACUUAUGUGAAAAGACUGAUUGCUGGGCAGCCUUUUAGAUAAAAGAACCAAAUCGGUUCCAGUUGAGCCUGAAAUGUUAGCUGAUGAAUAACAAUUCAGAAACCACAUCAAUUAUACACAAACAUUUACACUUUCAAAUAUGUUUGGACUCCACCAGUGCAAAACUUCUCUUGAGAUCUUCCCUGCUUAAGGAAUUCGUAAGCUGCAUAUAAUGAAUAGGAUUUGUAUUAUACUGUACGUUUAGAUGAGCCAAAAUCUGAAGUAUGUACAGUAUUCAUACUAGAAAAGCAUUCUCAAGUCUACAACUGCUGCUCUACAUAGUGUUGGUGGUUACUAGCAUGUUGGUUAACAUUAAUGUGUUAGGUAUUACAAAAUAACAAUGAACAAUAC